CAGAUGGAAAAAGAUUUAGACAGCGAGGAAGACUCAAUAAAUGUCCUUCUACAGAUUCUUCAAGACACGAUUACCUUCUGCGAAAAGAAGCAAAGAUACAAACGAAGGAAAUUCAAUGUAUUAUUACAAAAAGGCUGGUGAUAUCAGGUGACAUUCCUGCCGUCGUGAACAAAAACAUCAAAGAAUUUCGAAGGAACGUUGCAGAAUUUUCAGGAAGGCAGAUAUAUAAGAAGUACCAGGAAGAACUGAGCAGGUCGGUGUCAUCAACUGCACGUGUUGCAAGAAGAAUUCCUAACUACGUUGAGGAAUGCUUUAAAAUAUGCUGGCUUAUGACAGUAAAUGACCCUCCUGUUGUAUUUGGUCCUAAUAUUUCUGUAGGGGAGACGUUUAAUACAGACAUGUAUACGGCGUAUACAAAGAGCGGCAAUAAAGUUGAGUUCGUUGUAUGGCCAGCAUUAUUGUUACACGCAAAUGGACCAGUCCUUUGUAAAGGUGUAGCUCAAGGGUUGAGUGACGUACGACGUCCAAAGUCUGCUCCAUCUCCAGUCAGUCAUCAGCAGAAGCAAGAUUCAUACUCGGAAACAACUGUCGCGACCAAGAAAUCGACGUAUAAUGUACCAUCUAGACAUGACAUAGAAAUGUUCAUGGAAUGGAGGGAAAUAUUUGGGAAAGAACGUGCAAGGGAUUACAUUGGUGGCGAGAAAUAUGACAACAUUCGCUUGCACUGCAUGCAUAAUCGCUUGAUUUAGCUCAGGCUGAUUUAAACAAGCAAACUGAAACGCUACCCCUGGACUGACAAAAGUCAACAUAUCUUUUUUAUCAUUUUAAAGCGAGGCGAGUUUCUUUAUAAUCAUAAAUUAAAAAAUCAUAUGAUGUUUAAAGGGCAUGUAGUCCAAUAUGACUUUAUCAAAAUGUAUAUACUUUGAUAUAUAAUUAUUUUAGGCAG
Mercenaria mercenaria is the source of this 946-nucleotide messenger RNA. RefSeq lists its product as uncharacterized. The transcript is spliced from 5 exons. NCBI's taxonomy places the organism in Eukaryota, Metazoa, Mollusca, Bivalvia, Venerida, Veneridae. The coding region runs from base 330 to 749 and encodes 139 amino acids. The record is from RefSeq and is a predicted model, not a curated record.